Messenger RNA from Papaver somniferum (opium poppy), 1023 nucleotides. Its product is annotated as trichome differentiation protein GL1-like. Bases 1 to 1023 code for a protein of 340 amino acids. Lineage: Eukaryota; Viridiplantae; Streptophyta; Magnoliopsida; Ranunculales; Papaveraceae. The transcript has 3 exons. The record is from RefSeq and is a predicted model, not a curated record.
AUGCAUCGUCCAAAUUUUGAGGUCGGUUCCUCUUCAGGAAAAACAUCAUCAUUAUCAAAAAUAACUUUGAAGAAAGGAGCUUGGUCUCAAGCUGAAGAUGUACUGCUUAGGGAAUGUAUUGAAAAGUAUGGUAUCGGAGAAUGGUAUCAAGUUCCUCGGAGAGCAGGCCUGAAUCGAUGUCGUAAAAGCUGUAGAUUGAGAUGGUUGAACUAUCUACAACCAAAUAUCUAUAGAGGAGAAUUCAAACCUGACGAAGUAGAUCUCGUCAUCAGGAUGCAUAAGCUUCUUGGUAACAGAUGGACAUUAAUUGCUGGUAGAAUUCCAGGAAGAACAGCAAAUGAUAUCAAAAACUACUACAACACUCAUUUACUGAAGAAAACUAGUUCCUCUAAACACAAUGUUGAGGGAAAAAAUCAAAUCAGCAUCACCAAGAAAAUCAGUCAUGACGAUAAUGUCGUACGUGAUCAUCUGGAGGAUCUAGAUCAGCAUACACACCCUUGUCCCAAUACUAGUGCUACUAGUAGCAUGACAAAAGUUAUAAGGUCGGUACCUAGAACUUUUCCUUCCACAUACAAGUGGAUUUCAAAUGAAGCAACAUCAACUGGAAUGAAUCCUAAUAAUAUUACUACAACUACUACCAAUAAUAACCGAUUAGUAACAAAGAACAAUGAUCGCGAAGAGAUGAUAAAAAAUACAUACUUGUCGGUGGAUGAUUAUCUUUGUCAUUUGGAACUAAAAGAUGAAGGACAAGUUAAUAACAUGAAUACUAGUUUGUUUGAUGAAACCAAAAGCAAAGACAUUGAGGUAGGAGAUGAAGACCGGGAGAAACAGAAGCAGAAGAAACUGAUGACUACCACAUACGAUAACAAUGCAUUAUUCGGUGAUGGAAACAGUACAAGCAUUAAUCUUGAGGAUGGGAUGAUGAUGAAGGGCCAUACUAACAAAAGUAACUUCUACUGCUGGGAUGACUUUUAUCUCCAUGAUAAUCUAUGCGAUGUCUUAGGUGAUUUAUAUCAAAUCUAA